Closterium sp. NIES-67 is the source of this 6254-nucleotide messenger RNA. The record is from the annotation of a GenBank genome assembly. Lineage: Eukaryota; Viridiplantae; Streptophyta; Zygnematophyceae; Desmidiales; Closteriaceae.
AUGAAGCAGUACGCAAUGCAAAUUCCUUACAGGCAUCCUCGGCCACGGACAACCUCGAAUGGUUUUCAGAUUGCCACUUUUUUGUGAUGACACCUGAGAUCAUCGCCAUGGCUGCCGUCUCUCCUUCCGACCCCACCUCCACGUCAGCGGCUCUCUUUCCGCCGAAAUGACAACAAACUCCAAACCUGCCCGCGCUUCCCACGCUGGCCGCUCCGCCGUCCCCCUGCUCCGUGCCGUCCGCUCACUGAUUGCGCCCCUUGAUCCGCAGAGAUGCGAACUCGUGGCAGCUAGAGGUUGGCUGGAGGACGCUGUGACCCUGCUGUGCGAUCGACUGGAAGAAUUCCGCGCGGCGAAUCCGAGGGCGGAUGGCGGGCAGGGCAGGGACGGGCAGGGCAGGGAAGGCGGCAAGACCCGGGGGGGGCAGAGCGGGGGAGGCAGGGAGAAGGGCGCAGAUGAAGAAAGAGGGCGCCGCGUGAUUGGGGCGGGGAGAAGGGGGAUGAGAGGAGGUAGUGGCAGGAAGAUCGGGGCGAGGAGCGGGAAAGAGGAACUGACGAGGGAGCGCAAGGCGACGGCUGCAAGUACAAGUGCAAAACCAGGAGAGGGGGAGCGAGGACGGACGGAGGAGAGGGAGCGGGCGAUGGCGAGGGCGGUGGCGGUGGCUGCGAGCGGCGAUGUGGGCGCGCUGCUGGCGUGCGAGCAGUGCUGGAGGGCGGCAGGGGUGCGGGAGAAGGGGGGAAGGGAAGGCGGGGAGGCAGGAUGGGAGCACGUGGCUCGCCGCUUCCCGCCUGCCCUGGCUGCCAUCGAACUCGCUGCUGCCUCGCUGCUGCUCCUCCUCUGCCGCUCCCUGCGCCACGCCCCCACCCCUCCACUCACCGCACCACUCGCAUCCUCUGCUUCCGCCCCUCACUCCCCCUCCGCCGCUCACCCCCCUUCCUCCCGCCAGCUCCCUCUCCUCCCCGCGCACCUCGUCCUCCCGCUGCGCGCGCCCUUCAUCCGCCUGUUGCCUCUGCUGCUGCGCUCCCCCUGUCCGUCCGCGCGCCUGCUGGCAGCGCGCGCCCUCUGCGCGCUGCUCUCGGCCGUGGCCAGGGGCGUCACCCGCGGGCAGGGCUGCUUCCAGUGGGGGCGCGCGCUCAGGGGGCGGGGGGAACAGGGCGGGAGGGGGGAGGCGAGUAGAGGGGGGCUCCACGAGAGAGGAGGGGAGGUGAAGGUGAGGGCAGGUGGGGAGCGGGAGAGGGGAGCAGAGGUUGGGGAAGGGGCGGAGGCGGCAGAGGGAGGAGUGCAAGGGCGUGAGAGGGAGGAGAGCAGAGGGGGUGGCAGGCCGUUGGUGUAUGGUGUGGUGCGGACACACACAGCUGCUGAGGUGCGGACGCACACAGCUGCUGAGGGCACUCUAGAAACAGCAGUUGGGGCAGACGGUGCAGGGGGGGCAGCGGCAGCAGCAGCAGCAGAAGCAGCAGAAGCAGAAGCAGCAGCGGUGGACAGCCCCGGGGUGCGGUGGGUGGUGGAGUCGUACGCGGUGCUGCUGCCACCACUGCACCGCAUGCUCGCCCACUCCGACCCGCGCCUCAUCGCCGCUGCUCUCACCGCCCUGCGCCUGCUGCUCGCACUCGACCCGCUGCCAGCCGCCAGUCGCAUAGCGCGCAUGUCCCUCCCCGCCCUCGCCCACCUGCUGCAAGCCCACCCUCUCGCCCCCUGCUGCGCCGGCGCUUCACCCGCCCCUGCUUCACCCGCCCCUGCUUCACCCACGCACCUUCAGAGCGGCUCUGCUGCGCUCACUGCUGCUGCCGCUGGCAAGGGCGAGGGCUGUCGGAUUGGUGCAGAGGGGCAGGCGAGGCAGGCAGAGGUGCAGACACCAGGGAAAGGCGCGGAGAAGGGGCAGGACGUGGAGGACCCACGGCACUGCGGCUGCUGUGUGCUGGCCCCCGCCCCUCGCUGCCCCUGGCGUCGCUGUGCGCGCCUCUCUGCGUGCAUGCUGCUGGCGCUGGCCGCGUCCUCCUCGGCGCGCCUCUCCGCCAUCCUCGCCCUGCCCCCCGUGCUGCUGUGGCUCGCUGCCGCCGCUGCCACCACUGACCCCAGCCAUGCCAGGCAACAUGGCGGUAGCGGCAGGAGGGGGGAGGAGGGGGGGCCACGUGAUGAUAGUGGAGUGGCGGGGGCGGGUGGAGGAGAAGAGAGCAUGCGGCAGAGGGAGCAAGCAGGGGGAGUUGAUGACGCACACAUUUCCAAUUGUGCCACCCACCGCUCGUCUCCCUCCGCUCUCCCCUGGCAGCAGCGAGUGGCAGCGCUGCUGGUGUGUCUGGCUGCGCGCUCCCUUGACCUCCUCCUGCUCGCCUCCGCGCCGCCCUCCAUUGCCCUCCUCAUCUCCGCCGUCAGGGGCGGGGGCCGUGGGGGCAUAGGGGACACGGGCUGGCUAGGAGACCAAAGCGACGGGGCAGAGGCAGGAGGGACGAGAGGGGGGGAGGCAGCAGGUUCAUUGAAGCGAGCACAUGGAGCAUGCGAUGGCCGUGACAAGGGCAGUGAACGUGAAACGGAUGGCAUGGACUCAUGUGCAUGUGCUUGCACCUGUGCAUGCGCGGGCGUGCAUGCAUCUGUCACUGCACCCAUGCACCUGCGCAUGCGGCCGCAAGCGCCAGCCCACCGCCCCCUGGCAGCGGUGCGGGUGUGGGGCGCACAUGCGCUGGGCGCCAUGGCGGGGCAGAGGCGGGCAAGGAGAGCCAUGGCGCAGGCAGGGGGCGUGCAGGCGCUGGUGGCGCUGCUGGGGGAUGCACUGGCGGGGGAGAGUGGGGUGGGGGGGACGUGGAUGGGGGGAGAUGGGGAGGGGGGUUCGCAGGGAUUGGGGAGGGAAUGCUUGGGUGAGAGGGGAGAUGAAAGGGGUGAUGUUGGCGCGGAGCGGGAUGAACCGAGGGAGGUUUGGUGUGGCAGGGGAGGGGGCGAUAAGAGGGUGAGGAGGCGAAGGGGCAGGGAGCACACAAGCAUGCCCACUAGCAGCAGGCUGAGCCCUCCUUUUCAUGUGUCGCCCACUCGCUCGCCCCCUCCUCGUGCAACCCCUCCUCGUGCAACCCCUCCUCCUGCAAGCGCCCCUCACACUCUCAACUGCGCCUCUCAUGCCGCCAACACGUCCCCUCUCCCCUCCACCCAUCCCACCUCCGCCCUCCACCCCCACCACCACCACCACCUGCUGGCGCAGCUCACAGCUGCCACGGCCGUGGGGCUGCUCGCCUGCCACUCAGACCCGCCGCUCCCCUGCCUGCCCCCCGCCGCCACCCCUCUCCUCCUCGCCAUGCUGCUCCGUGCCGCUGCGGCGCUGCCCUGCCCCCCUCCCUCUCACUCCACCCUCCUCGCUCUCCCAAUCCUUCCUCUCUCUCUCCCUCUCCCGCUCUCCCCCCUCCCCCACUCACCUCCGCUCUCCCCUGUCUCCUCGAACCCCUCGUCGUCUCUGCUGCGCGCCCUCAACACGCGAAGGCAGCAGGUGGCGCUGGAGGUGCUGCUGUUGCUGGCGCGCCCCAGCCAGGGGCAGGGGGCAGGCGGGGGCCAGGAGGAGAGCGAGGGUUCGGGUGGUGGUGAGGGGGAGGGGGCACGGGCCGUGGCGGGGGAGGUGGUGAGGGCGCUGAGAGGGGCGGCGGGGGGCGUGGGAGGCGUGGAGGGGAUGCAGCACGAGCAGGGGGCGUGGGAGGAGGAGGGCGUGCUUCAUGGGGACAGGGGGCAGCAGCAGCAGGGCUUGAGGGAGCAGGUCGGGGUGCUACGGCAGCAGGCGGCACUGGUGGAGGUGAUAUCUGCGCUGGCAGAGACAGAAGCCGGGCUGCACGCAGCAGUGGCUGCAGGCGCCGUGGGUGCUGUGAGCGGCGUGAUGGCUGUGGUGGGAAGCGCAGGGUGGGAGGGGGUUGAGAUGGGGCAGGGGAGAGGUGAGAGGGCGGAUGGGAGCAGGGCGGUGGGAGAGGAGAGGCGUGGAGGGCAGGCGGCAGAUGAGGAGGGGGGAGCAGGCGGAGCAGAGGAGGAGGAGGAGCGGUGGAUAGAGAGGGAGAGAGCUGAACCGCAUGAUGGUGAGAGAGGGAGAGGGGGGGGGGACUGGAGAGUGGUGAUUGUGGAAGAGAAGGGGGAGGAGGAGGAAGACGAAGAGGAGGAGGGGGAAGGGGAGGAGAAUGAGAGUGAGGAGGCAGGCGAUGGGUGGAGUGCGGAGGACGAGGAGGAUGAGACGCCUCUGUGGCACCUGUGGCAGAUGCACAUUGACGGCCACGUGCAUGGGGAUGGGGAUGGCCCUCUGCCUGGUGGGGCGAGUGGGAGUGACGCUGACAUGGAUGGGGGGCAGGGAGGGGAGGGGGAGGAGAGCGAGAACGAGGAAGAGGAGAGUGGGAGUGGGGAUGAGGGUGAGGAGGGAGGGGAGGAGGAAGGUGGGGAUGAAGCAGAGCACGAGGAGGAGGCAGAGGGGUGGCAGGGAGGGCAGCGCGGAGAGGUUGAGCCGUCCAUGGCACCGCUGAGCCUGCUGCAGGCGCUGUACUGGGGGGGAGGGGAGGGCGGGGCCAGUGGCAGUGAGAGCAGCAGCGAGGAUGAGAGUGAGGGGGAGAGUGAGGGGGAGAGUGAGAGGGAGAGUGAGGGGGAGAGUGAGGGGGAGAGUGAGGAUGAGGAGAGUGAGGAGGGGAGUGAGGAUGAGAGUAAAGGAGAGAGUGAGGGAGUGAGUGGGGAUGUUUAUGACGGGGAAGGUGAGGGCAGGGCAGGCGAGGAGAGUGGUGCACCCGUUGCAGGUAGCAGGCGGGGCGCUGUGCUCGCUGGGAGCGAGGAGCACAUGCACUCAGGGGUGAGUGCGAGGUGGGAGGAGCAGGGUGCGGAGGAUGGGGCGACGAUGGAGGUGGGAGGGGGGGGCAGGGCGAUGGCGAUGGAGGUGUCACCGGGGGCUGGGGGAAGGCAGGCAGGGCGACUGCAUGCUGAGAGAGCGCAUGCCGGAUGUGGGGUAGUUGGCACACUGGCAGCAGAUGCAUCAGCAGCAGCAGCAGCAGCAGCAGCAGCAGCAGCAGCAGCAGCAGCAGGGGGUGAUGGGGCGGGAGCUGCAAUGAGGUGUCCGCAUGGCAGCCGGCAGUGCAUGGUGUGGCUGGCUGGGUGGGAGGACGGCAGGGGGGAUGGUUCAGGGGCAGACGCAGGGCGUGGCAAGGGCGUUGAUGGGGAGGGGGCAGGGCGCGCGGAGGAGGGGUGUGCUGCCUGGCGCAGUGCGGUGAGGGGCGAUGCGAGGGGCAUGCAUGACGCACGGGGCGAGGCGACAGGCGUGGGAGGGGAGGCUAGGGAGGGGAGUGGGAGCGGGCGGACUGGGCGAGGGCAGGAAGGUGCGUGUGGCGGAGAGGGAGCGGCAGCUGCAGUGUCAGCAGCUUCACACGAGGCAGCUGCAGUGUCAGCAGCUUCACACGAGGCAGCUGCAGUGUCAGCAGCUUCACACGAGGCUGCAGAGCAUAGCGGGUCAGAGGAGCAAGGGGCGAUGGGAGCAGAGGGAGCGAGGGUGGUGAGUGAGGAGGUGCGGCGCGUGCAGCGCGUUGUGUGGCUGCGCUGCCUGGACCUGCUGGCGCUGCUCAGCUCUGACUGGUCUGCCUGCUCGCACAUGGUGGCCGCCGGCCUGCUGCCUGCUCUGCUGCUCUGCAUUGAGCGCCAUUCCUGGGGCAGCCACCCAGGGACGGGUGCGGGGGACAGUGCCAUGCGAGGCGGCAGGAAUGGUGGGGGCAGUGGAGUGGGUGGGGAGCAUGCUGCUGGGUGUGCGGCGCAACGAGGGGAGGCGAGUGGUGGAGGAGCGGGUGGGGGAGGCAGGGCAGCAGGUAAGGAGGUGGGGGCGGGCAUGGGGAUGGCAGGUGGGGAGGGAGGGGCGGCGGUGGAGGUGGUGAGCAACGUGGCGAGGGUGCCGUGGCUCACACACACGGCUGCUCGCGCAGGCGCGCUGGCAGUGAUGCAGGGUGCAGUGCGGCGCAUGCAGGGAGGGGGGCGGGGUGUGCAUGGUGAGGUGAGGAGGCAUGCGGUGCAGGCAGUGAUGGCGCUGUCGGAUGCCCGGUAUGCCGUGCACCGUUGACCACCGCUCUCGCCUGCGCUUCAUGCUGCAUUGCCCCUCACCAUGCUGCAUUGCCCCUCAUCUAUGUCAGCUCAGCAAGUACCGGGCCUUGGUCGGGUUUAGGAUGUCAGGAUGUAGAGUGUUCAUUCAGUAUGCCACUGGCGGAGCAGGUCAAGCGAGCAGCCCGUACUGUGUAAUUAAUGACCAUUGCAAGGGGCACAUAGCAAUGCUGAUGUUA